Puntigrus tetrazona (Sumatra barb) is the source of this 2992-nucleotide messenger RNA. Its product is annotated as un-named sa1614. Gene Ontology annotation, biological process: positive regulation of GTPase activity. Gene Ontology annotation, molecular function: GTPase activator activity; protein binding. The record is from RefSeq and is a predicted model, not a curated record. Lineage: Eukaryota; Metazoa; Chordata; Actinopteri; Cypriniformes; Cyprinidae.
AUGCCUGAGUUCAUAUCGGUGGAUGAGUUUAUCGCGGAGACUUUGGAGGACUACAGCUCCCCACCAAUUUCUUCCUUCUACACUAAAAUGACAAGUUGCCGAAAUUCCGCCAACAAUAUCCCGAGGAGCCUUGACUCUGACCGUAUAAUCUUUUGGUAGAAAUGAAGAAAGUGUGCCAAAGCAAAGCACAUCUCUGGCUAAGGUAACAUAUCACAUUUGGAGGCAUACAUCAAUCUCCAUGGAGAAGGUCAGAAUUUCCGCAACAAUGGAGAACAGGAAGGCUCCUCAUACAAUAAGUUUGCAGACCUUCCAAAAGAACUGCUGACGCCAAUGAAGAAUCAGUUGAAGAGCAUGUUGCACAACGCCAACUUCUUCCUGGACUCGCGUAAAGGGGAUCUGAAAGAGGUCAAAGGUGUGUUGAAAUUCAUAGCACAAGCGAUGCACUUGAACACUAAAAUGAAAGAGAAGAGGGAACUGGCGAAGCAGCAUGGUAUGGUGCGUGCACAGGGUGAGCUGAGAGAGAUUGCAGAAGAGAUGGAGAAAGAGCGCAGGAUGUUCCAGCCACAGAUGUGUGAAUACCUCAUCAAAGUAAAUGAAAUUAAAACCAAGAAAGGAGUAGACCUGCUACAGAACCUCAUCAAACACUACUACCUCAAUGCAAUUUCUUUUCAGGAAUGUCUGGUUGCAACGGAAAAACUCAAGCAGUACAUUGAUGCCACGGGACAGCUGAGUGCUAUCAAACAUAAGCAGGAAGAUGAGAAGAGACAGCUCUGUUCUCUCAGAGAUCAUUCAGACCGACUCUGGCAGCCUGAAUUCAAGGAGGUAAAGAAUGACACUGAUUCUCUGAGCAGACAGACUGUGUACAGCAUGCAUCAGCUUCAAGGCAAUAAGCAAUAUGGCACAGAGAAAUCAGGCUACCUCUACAAGAGGAGUGAUGGCAUGUGGCAGAAGAGGAAAUGUACCUUGAGGAUGAAGUGCUAUGUGUUUGUUGCAGCCAAUAAAUCACCAGCUAAACUCAACCUCCUCACCUGCCAAGUCAAACUAAGUCUGGAAGACAAGAAACAUGACCCCAUCUCACGUGAGUUAAUCCAUUCAUUCCUGGCUGAUGAUGAAUCUGAUUGUGUGGCGAAGUGGAUAUCUGUGCUUACAAACAGUAAGCAGGAAGCUCUAAAUGUGGCUCUGGAUGAGAGGAAGCCGAGUGGGGAAAACAGCGCGAGGAUCUGACAAUGAGCUAUUACUGAGAUAUUCCGCCGCUUGCCUGGAAACAACGUUUGCUGUGACUGUGGGUUCCAGAUCCGCUCUUGGAUCUCUAUAAACCUGGGAAUCUCAAUACUUAUACUUGAGUGCUUGUGGAUACAUCGGGAAAUGGUGACAUUAUUCACGAUUCAAUACUGACAACCGGGCACUUCAGAAUUGCUGCUGGCAAGAAACGUGGGGAAUCUGGGCUUAAUGAAAUUUGAGGCCAAUCUUCCCAGUCCCUCUGUGAAGCCAGCAGACACCCUGUCGCGCUCACCCGAAACGGCGCGCAAAUACCUGCAGGACGCUGUGCACAGUCGGGAUGUCUUCACUCUACAGCUUUACGCUGAGAGAAUGGACUUCAGCCUGCCACCGCCAUGUCCCCUACAGGUCAGCAGAUAUAAGCCUCCUGGGCUUAGAAAAGACAGUCCAAUCAGGCUAGCAUCGCUCAACCUGUGUCUUCUGCAGAACUUAAAAAAGAGAUAUCUCAAGAACGCUUGGGGGAAUACUGCUUUGCAUUACUGCUGUCAUAAUAACAAAACCGGGAGUGCCUUAAACUUGCUCAGAGCCAAGGCCAACACUCAUAUCAAGAAUGAUAAUGGAGAGACGGGGACAAUGGCUCGCAGAUUGGCUAAUACGCUGUGCGAGAGUCAGUGAAUCCACCAAUCACAGAACAACUAAUUCAACAUGCACGUGCACGCGGAGUAUGGAGUGGAGACUCGCGGUGACGAUUCUUAUGUAGAGCUUAAUGGUGACUUAGAUGACAAGGUGUACAACAUAAAUAAAAGGAGCAUUAGGACGGCCUUCAGCUUGUAUCACAGUAGCUCUGCCUCCUCACUGUGUGGAGGAGGAAGUGCCGGAGGGGGGUUGUUCUAACGUGGGCUUUGAGGCUGGCAAAUGGCCCGUGGAGAGAACUCGGAGGGAGGUGUGGACGCCAGCCCCUGCAACUCAGACACGAGCGCAUGGAGCAAGCCUCCGCCAUUCCCUUCAUCGCCCUGUGACCCACUGCCACCUCGAGCUCAGAGCCCAAACAUCCCCUCCUCCCCUCCCAUGAGCUCACCUGAUGGCUGGACGUCCCAUGAAGUGAGCAGCAGUAAGAAAUCUAACCCCUCCUCCCCUCUUAUCAUCCUGGGUCACAAGCGCACCUAUUCUGAGCCCGCCUCAGAUGCCCCCAGCCCCACGCUCACGGCAGGAUCAGCAGAUUAUGGAGUACCUGCUGGCCCGAGGAGCUCAUGUCCAGACUCACCUUUCCAGAAGUGUGUCUCAGGUUCUCCCAAAUACACGUUGUCCACUCUCAACUUCUUAUCUGAGCUACCAGAACGAGGUAAUUCCUUAACUCGGGCUUUCUGAGCAGAUGGGGAGUGCAGCCUGUCUCACUUUCUGUAUCAAACCCCACACCCAUCAGCAGCGGCGGCGGCAUGCCCCGGCCCUGUCCCCACCUCCCUGCGCUCCUUCAGCCUGGAGGCCAACGGCAGCUCCACGUCCUCCCUACACAGGCCUCACCCCUGCCCAGGAAAACUCUGGAUGAAGUCGAAGCUGAAGCGCGUCAAGGUUAUGUACUUUGGCAUGCGUAUGGAUCAUCACGAUGAGCUCACCUUCACCCGAGGUGAGGUUCCUGUGGUGCUCGGAGAGGAGGAUGCUGAUUGGUGGCACGGUUACAGAGGACAGCCAGACAGAACGGGCUUAUUUCCAGCAUCGUUUGUCUCCAUGCUCGCUGAAUGAAGCCGGCCAACGGAGCUGAAAUCAUAGCACGGUC